GUAAAAAUGUGCGUAUAGUGAAUUUGACGCCAAUGAUACCAUCAUCAGUCUGCUCGAAUUACUUGACGGUCUGUCUAGCAUCUUGCAUAUCACCUUGAUAUUUAUCAAGCAGCAUAUAAAUGAAAUUGAUAUACAUGCUGAGAAUAAAAAUCAAUUGUAAGUUAAUAUUUCUCUAGAAAGGAAUCACUGUAACCCGAAUGCAUUUUACCUUCGCCUUCGUGUUACAAUUCAAUCGAUUAACUCAUCUUUUUUAACACCGUCGUUUUAUUUAUAACUUAUACAACUCGAAAUUUUAACUUUUGACUGCGAGCUUAGCGCAGGUAAAAGUUAUUCUUUUGUCUGCUUUCCAGCUCUUUUGCUAUUCUUUUAAUGAGCAUUUUCAAAUCAAACCUACUUGAUUCUCAAUCUAUCCGGUUAUCUAUCUAUCGGUGAAAUUAUUUCUAUUUUGGUCUGAGAAAACUGACCUUUUGAAUCCGACUCUCCGGUUAAUAUUAGAAGAUCGAAAGUCACUGAAUAUAUACGUGAGUUGCGUGCGGGGGUCUGCCAAAUGCGGUUCAGUUCCUUUUCCAAUUAUUUGGGCUCUCGACUUUUGGUGGGAAAGCAGCAUCAUCUCAUAAAGUUGAGGAGAGAUUUGGCGAUAAGCUGCUCCAGGCCAAUGAGUGCUAACAAAAUUAGUCACAAUCUUGAUGGUCCUGACCGAGGAUCGAAUUCAAAAUAUGAGUCACAGACAAGCGAGCAAACAGCGGGAACCGGAAAACGGCUUCUAUCCAUCGCUAAACCCGAGAGAUUGCGCAUGGGAGUGGCUAUUGGCUUCCUGUCAGUAUCAAGUGGAGUGACCCUUUCGGUGCCAUAUUUCAUAGGCACUAUUAUAGACACUAUCUACACCUUAGAGGACAAGACUGCCCUGCUGCACAAUCUGCAGUCUGUGGCAUCUAUGCUGGUCGGUCUGUUUAUCAUAGGCGCUGCUGCUAAUGGAGCCAGAAUAUAUCUCAUUCAAUCAGCAGGCCAGCGCAUCAUCCAAAGAUUACGUAACGACGUCUUCUCAAGCCUCAUCCGUGCAGACGUUUCGUUCUUUGACCAUAGUAAAAGUGGUGAGCUGAUGAACAGACUUUCCAGCGAUACUCAAGUAGUCGGAUCCUCACUCACAUACAACAUAUCGGAUGGACUCAGAUCCACCCUACAGGUCCUCGGAGGAGUAACGCUGAUGUGCUACACUUCUCCUCGACUGACUCUGGCAGUGAUGUCCAUUCUUCCUCCUGUGGUGCUGACAUCGAUGUUGUUUGGACGCUAUCUGAAGAAAAUCAGUCGAAACGUACAGGACUCCCUUGCCAACUCAUCACAGUUCGCAGAGGAGAGACUGUCGAACAUGCGUUUGGUGAAGGCGUUUGCGCGAGAGGAGAGUGAGAUGAGAAUGUAUGCUGAGAAAGUGGAGACUGUCUACACUAUUGCCAAGAAAGAAGUCCUCGGCCACUCCUUCUUUUACAUGAUGAAUGGGUUCGCGGGCAACUUGAUGAUCCUGAGUGUGUUCUACUACGGGGGCAUGAUGGUGCAUGACUCAUCUCUCUCUGUUGGGGGACUCUCAUCGUUCAUCCUCUACUCCACUUACGUUGGAAUGUCCAUUGGAGGUCUGAGUAACUUCUACGCAGAACUAAUGAAAGCUAUUGGGGCUUCCACAAGAAUAUGGGAGAUUAUAGACAACGAGCCCCUCAUUCCUACAGAAGAUGACCCUGCCCUAGCGAGGGCGGAGGAUAUCCAGGGUCAAAUAUCAUUCCACAACGUCUCCUUCCAGUAUCCAUCCAGGCCUGAAGUUUCUGUGCUAGAGAAGUUUAAUCUAGAAGUUGCUCCUGGAAAAGUGACAGCCUUAGUGGGAAAGUCUGGCUGUGGUAAAUCGACUGUUGCAAGUCUUCUCAUGAGACUGUACGACCCAAAUGAAGGAUCAGUAAUCGUGGACGGUUUGCCGUUGCAACAGUACUCUUUGAAAGAUUUCCGAUCGCGAAUUUCUUUCGUCAGCCAGGACCCAGUCAUGUUUUCUUGCUCUAUCCGUGAGAAUAUUGAGUACGGCAGUGUGGACCCCGACUCAGUGUCGUUUGAGAGGGUUCGAGAGGCGGCGGAGGUUGCCAACUGUACCGAGUUUAUCCUCUCCUUCCCCCACCAGUUCGACACUCUAGUGGGACAGAGAGGCGUCAUGUUAUCAGGUGGUCAGAGGCAGAGGCUUGCAAUAGCGAGGGCAAUACUUAGGAAUCCCGCUAUUCUCAUUUUGGACGAAGCUACUAGUGCCCUGGACAGCGAGAGCGAGCAACUUGUUCAGGACGCUCUGAAAAAAAUCCUCCCAGGGCGAACAGUGAUACAGAUAGCGCACAGAUUAGCCACCAUACGCAAUGCCCACUCUAUUGCUGUCAUCGCCAAUGGUCAAGUAAUAGAACAGGGUUCUUAUGACCACUUGAUGGCCAUACCUCAUGGCCACUUGAGUGAACUAGUCAAUUUACAACUGUUGCCUGACAUGAGUUCAAAUGUUACCUAGAAACAUAAAUACGUGAGCACAUUAUUGUACAGAUUCUCUUGACUGUUGUUGAUGUUUAUGCUUGCUCUUUGAAAUUUCAUAUAUGAAAGCUG
Messenger RNA from Symsagittifera roscoffensis, 2613 nucleotides. RefSeq names its product ATP-binding cassette sub-family B member 10, mitochondrial-like. Gene Ontology annotation, biological process: oligopeptide export from mitochondrion. Gene Ontology annotation, cellular component: mitochondrial inner membrane. Bases 548 to 2521 code for a protein of 657 amino acids. The transcript has 15 exons. Lineage: Eukaryota; Metazoa; Xenacoelomorpha; Acoela; Convolutidae. Gene Ontology annotation, molecular function: ATP hydrolysis activity; ATP binding; ABC-type oligopeptide transporter activity. The record is from RefSeq and is a predicted model, not a curated record.